Amoebophrya sp. A120 is the source of this 363-nucleotide messenger RNA. NCBI's taxonomy places the organism in Eukaryota, Dinophyceae, Syndiniales, Amoebophryaceae. The record is from the annotation of a GenBank genome assembly.
GACCUGCUGCUCAAUUUUCAUAACUAUGCAUUCUGCAAAAGUAGUGUUUCUACUCGUACUUCUCGUGCUGGAAAUCGCAGUACUGCAAGGCAUACGAAAUGAUCAACGCAAAAUUUCUUAUGCUGCUGUUUCUUGUAUAAGGAUCAUACAUGUGUCAUGCGUGCUUGCAUGCAUAGAAGUCCGUCUACCAGUGCGAUUACUUUUGCGUAGGAUAAUCCCUCCGAGUUAAAUUCUCCGAUUCGUUCGCUUUCAGAGGUCUAUCGCGGUAACACCGGCGAGUCGGAGGUUGUUGUUGUGCCAGCGGGAGGUGUUAGAAGUAGACACGACGUUGAAGAGAGAACCAGCUCCUCUAGAAGUGGGCGG